Molecule: messenger RNA, 1001 nt
Organism: Hevea brasiliensis (rubber tree)
Lineage: Eukaryota; Viridiplantae; Streptophyta; Magnoliopsida; Malpighiales; Euphorbiaceae
Exons: 8
Coding region: 129-908 (259 amino acids)
Biological process (GO): protein methylation
Cellular component (GO): nucleus
Molecular function (GO): protein methyltransferase activity
Source: RefSeq, a predicted model, not a curated record
AUAUUGGCAAAAUUAGUCCCGCCCAGCUUCAUUCACCGCAACACUAUUUUCUUUUCCUCCGCCGCUCACCGCCCCCGCUGCGAUUCUUGCACAGCUACCAACAAUCCCACUACAUCCAUAGGGACGAGAUGGACGAGAACGGAGAAAGAAAGAUUAUCAGGAAUGAAUUAAGCAGAAGAAUGAAUAGUGAAGACGAAGAAAAAGAAAAAGAGGAGGAAAUUGUUUGCUUAGACGAAUCUUUCUUUAUCAAUGACGAUUACCAGCUGACCACUUUUACAUUUGGGUCUCAUGUUCUUCAGCUUCUCUGUCUCCAAUCUGCUUCUACUGAUUUUGAUUUGACAGGGCAACUGGUAUGGCCUGGUGCCAAGCUUUUGAAUGAUUAUCUCUCAAAAAAUGUUGAGAUGCUCCAAGGAUGUUCUGUUAUUGAGUUAGGAUCUGGUGUAGGAGUUACUGGGAUACUCUGUGGCAGAUUUUGUCGUCAAGUUGUGUUAACUGAUCACAAUGAUGAAGUGUUGAAGAUCCUCAAGAAAAAUAUAGAGCUUCAUGCACCUUCUGUGAACCCAAAUUGUUGUGCUGAAUUAGAAGCUGAGAGGCUAGAGUGGGGAAAUUCUGAUCAAAUAAACCAAAUUUUAAAAAGAUAUUCGGGAGGAUUUGAUCUGAUUCUUGGAGCUGACAUAUGCUUUCAGCAGUCAAGUGUUCCUUUGCUUUUUGAUACUGUGGAACAGCUUCUUCGCUUUAGGGGAGAACAGUGCAAAUUCAUACUAGCUUAUGUAUCACGAGCAAAGAUCAUGGAUUCACUGGUCAUCAAAGAAGCUACUCGGCAUGGAAUGAGGAUGAAUGAAGUACCUGGGACCCGAGCACUGGUUGGUAAUCUUGAAGGAGUCAUAUUUGAAGUUUUUCUUGAAUAAGAAUCAGUUUCAUAUUAGGGCAAUGAGAGGCCAGGAGGACUUGGAGAACUUUGUGUGUAGGCAGCAAAUCACAAAAAAAAAAAAAAAAAGAAA